Messenger RNA from Chilo suppressalis (striped riceborer), 1737 nucleotides. NCBI's taxonomy places the organism in Eukaryota, Metazoa, Arthropoda, Insecta, Lepidoptera, Crambidae. The record is from the annotation of a GenBank genome assembly.
AUGGAUAGCAGUCAAAUGACUACCGAAGAACUCCUUCGUGUGUUAGGAAGUGUAGAAGAGGAUGAUGAAUUCUCUGAAACCACAUCUCUACACGAGGAUGAUUUAGAGUCUAUCACGGAUAGUCAAGAAAGAAUCAAUGUCUCACCUGUCCUGCCAUCAACAUCUCACACCGGCCAAGAAACACCUGACUACAAUAGGGCCUCAACAUCUGCAUCAUCAUCAACAACCCACCGUGACCGUCGUCGAAGCCAAACCGAGACGUCCUUCCAGUGGACUUCAGCACAAUACGUGGCUGCAUUGACUAGCUUUGAUGAGUUUGCGUCAGGUCUUAAUUUUGAAGUAACAGAAAAUAUGACUGAAUUAGAUACUUUUUUAAAAUUUUUAGAUAAAGACUUUAUGUCGUUCAUUGUACAAAUGACAAAUGAGUAUCACUCACGUUUUGUACUAAACGUAGACCUUCGUAUUCAUUCUCGCCUACAAAGGUGGCAUGAUGUAUCUAUUCCAGAAUUGUACAUAUUUUUUGCUAUAUUAAUGUUAAUGACUCGAAAUCGUCAUCUGACUAUAGAAGAGCACUGGAGUACAGAUUUGUUGUUAUCAUCGCCCAUUUUUUCUCAACUUAUGCCUAGAAAUCGCUUUUGCACAAUUCUAAGCAUGUUACAUUUUUCACGGCCAAGUGAAGAGACUAAUGUAUUAUCUAAAAUCAAUACUUGCAUUAAUCACGCUAAGGAAAAGUUUAAAAAAAAUAUAACACCGUAUAAAAAUCUAUGCAUAGACGAGAGCAUCGUUCCCUUCAAGGGACGAUUAUCAAUUAAGCAGUAUUUGCCAAUGAAAAGGAAUCGCUUUGGAAUAAAGUUGUUUGUAAUGUGUGAUGUAGAAACAGGCAUUAUCAUUGAUUUUAUUGUUUACUGUGGCGCAGCUACUCAAAUAAUAGAUCCUUGUAAUUUAGGUGUUGGAGGCGCUGUUGUCUCAACUUUAAUAAGGGAUUAUUUCGGUACUUAUCGUCAUCUAUAUAUUGACAACUGGUAUACUAGCCCGGCAUUGUAGAAUUACCUCCACGAGAAUAAUAUAUACGCGUGUGGUACUGUAAAAAAAAACAGAAUCGGUAUGCCACGCUUUAAUACUCUUAAGCCUGGGGAAGUCCAAGCGCAGUAUUCUCCUCCAAUGACAGCUCUAAAAUGGCGAGACAAAAAAGAUAUAUUUCUUUUGUCAACGAUUCAUAGUGAUGUUAUGGCGCCGUCAUUAAAAGAGGACAGAGCGACGGGGCUCCCAGUUAUGAAGCCACAAGCCGUUUUGGAUUAUUCCAAAAAUAUGGGAAGCAUUGACACGGCUGACAUGCUACUGUCUUCUAUACAGUGCAUAAGGAAAACCGUAAAAUGGUACAAAAAGUUGUUUCUGCACAUAAUUGAUAUGCACGUAUUGAAUUCUUUUUUCAGUUUUCGGCAAAUAAAAAACAUGCCAAAUUUACAUUUUUCACAAUUUCAGUUGAGUCUUAUUCGCCAAAUUAUAGAAAAUUUUCAUUCUUUCAAUACUUUACCUUCAUCCAUAAGCAGCAGCCACAACAAUCCACUGCGCAUACUACCGAAAAACUACAACGAUCACAUGCCGACCCUUAUGGGCAAAUACCAACGCUGUAGGCAAUGUGCAAUUAAAAAAGAGAGAAAAGAAACACGGUACACUUGUAAAAUAUGCAAAGUGUAUUUAUGUGCUGCUCCAUGUUUCAAAAAAUAUCACUCUUAA